AUGCACAGCUUUCCCCCAAGACCAACGACAGCCCCACACACAGUCUUCCCCCAAGAUCAAUCGCAGCCCCACGUACAGCCUGCACCCCCCAAGACCAAGGGCAGCCCCACACACAGCCUGCCCCCAAGACAAAAGGAAGCCCCACACACAGCCGGACCCCCGAAAAGCAAGGGGAGCCCCACACAGCCUGCUCCCCAGAUCAAUCGCAGCCCCACGUACAGCCUGCACCCCCCAAGACCAUGGGCAGCCCCACAAACAGCCUGCCCCCCAAGACAAAGGGAAUCCCCACACACAGCCGGACCCCCCAAAAGCAAGGGGAGCCACACGCACAGCCUGAACCCCAACACCAAGGGCAGCCUCAUGCACAGCCUGCCCGCCCACACCAAGGCUAGCAGCACGCACAGCCUGCCCCACCAAGACCCAGGCAGCCCCACGCCCAGCCUGCCCCCACAAGACCAGACGCAGCCCCACACACAGCCGAACCCCCAACACAAAGGGCAGCCCCACGGUCAGCCUGCCCCCAGGACCAACCGCAGCCCCAUACACAGCCUGCACCCCAAGACCAAGAGCAGCCCCACGCAUGCCUGCCGCCCAAAACCAAGGGAAACAGCACGCACACUCUGCCCUAAAGCGCAACCGCAGCCCCACAUAAAGCCUGCACCCCACAAGACCAUGCAGACCUACGAACAGCCUACUCCCCCAAGACCAAUGGCAGCCCAAGCACGGCCUGCCCCAGAAGACCAAGGGCAGCCCCACGCACAGCCUGCCUACCCAAGACCAAAGGGGCAGUCCCACGAUGGUCUGCCCCCCAACACCAAGGGCAGCCCCACAUACAGCUUCCCACCCAAAUCCAAGGGUAGCCCCACACACAGUCUGCCCCCUAAGACCAAUCGCAGCCCCACGCACAGACUGACCACCAAGACCAAGGGCAGCCCCACGCACAGCCUGCACAUCAAGACCACACUCAGCUAUACGGCAGCACCAAACGAGGCCUGCCCCCAAAAGACCAACCGCAGCCCCACGCACAGUCUGCCCCAACCAAGUCCAAUGGCUGCCCCACGCAGUACCUGCCCCCGCAAGACAAGCAGCAGCCCCAAGAACAGCCUGCCCCGCCGAAACCAGCAGCAGGCCCAAUCACAACCUGCACCCACCAAGCUAGCCGCAGCCCCAGGCAGAACCUGCACGCUCAAGACCAGCCGCAGCCCCACGCACAGCCAGCACCCCAAGACCAAGAGCAGACCCACGCACACCCUAACAUCUCCACACCAAAGGCAGCACCACGCACAGCCUGCCCCAACCAAGUCCAAUGGCUGCCCCACGCAGAAACUGCCCCCGCAAGACAAGCAGCAGCCCCAAGAACAGCCUGCCCCGCCGAGACCAGCAGCAGUCCCAAUCACAACCUGCACACCCCCCCAAGAUAGCCGCAGCCCCAGAAGGAACCUGCACCCUCAAGACCAGCCGCAGACCCACGAAGAGCCGGCACCCCAAGUCCAAGAGCAGCCCCACAAAUAG
Molecule: messenger RNA, 1512 nt
Organism: Pristis pectinata (smalltooth sawfish)
Lineage: Eukaryota; Metazoa; Chordata; Chondrichthyes; Rhinopristiformes; Pristidae
Product: putative protein FAM47C
Exons: 3
Coding region: 1-1512 (503 amino acids)
Source: RefSeq, a predicted model, not a curated record